Molecule: messenger RNA, 1943 nt
Organism: Sclerotinia trifoliorum
Lineage: Eukaryota; Fungi; Ascomycota; Leotiomycetes; Helotiales; Sclerotiniaceae
Source: the annotation of a GenBank genome assembly
CCGGUCAAGAAGUUGUAGAAGCAAGUCUUCAUCGAGGGGUCAUUCGCCUCCACCUUCCCUCCCCGACCAAUAUGAGGCCUGCUUCGCUUACAACUGCUUAAAAUUCGGAAUCCCAACUUUCACGAAAUCGAGUGCAUGUUCAAGACCGACGCGACAACUUCUCAGCCCUCUAAAGGUUUUUGUUUUUAUCAUUCGACAUCCUACCACCGUGACAUCUUCUCAUCAUGGCAUCACAAACAAUGAAUUCGUCACUGCAACCGACUGAUGUUUACGGAGGAGGUAAUCUCUCUGCCAGCCAUCUUCAAGGUCAAUGAAUAUUUUACUAACAAUAUCAAUUAGACGAAGUAUCAGCCAUUGUCAUUGAUGCUGGAUACUCAAGUAUACGCGCCGGAUUUGCAGGAGAAGACACCCCAAAAUCUUUUAUCGACUCACAUUACGGCGUUCGCGAUGGAGAAUCCUUUUAUGGCGACAAUGCGAUCCAUGACCCAAGCGCAAACCUCGAAAUUCGCAACCCGAUGAACAAAGAUGGAAUUGUUGAAGAUUGGGACACUGCAGAACAAUUGUGGAAAUACGCAAUUACUUCACGACUUACGAGUUUUAAGCAGGCGGACCCUAGGACAAAUGGACUAAAUGACAAGCCGGAGGAGAUGGAUGUUGAUAUGGAUGUGGACGGCCAGGAAAAGCCAUUAGAAGAACACCCGUUAUUGAUGACAGAAACCGCGUGGAAUACGGCCAAGUCUCGAGAAAAGGCCAUCGAAGUAGCUAUGGAGUCCUGGGGUAGCCCAGCCUUUUGGCUCGCGCGAAACAGCGUCCUCGCAGCAUUUGGAGGCGGCAAAGCGACAGCAUUGGUAGUCGACGUCGGAGCAUCAAAUGCAUCAAUUAUCGCGGUGCACGAUGGGCUUGUACUCAAGAAAUCCGUACAAAGAUCUCCUCUAGCUGGCAAUUGGGUAUCCUCUCAAAUUCGCGCUCAGUUCAACUCCCCAGAAACCAAAGUUGAUCUCACUCCACAUUUUAUGAUCGCUUCCAAAACCCCAGUCGAUGCUGGCGCCCCAGCCCAAGCUACCUACCGUAACUUUAAGAUUCCUCCUACACCCAGUUUCCGCGCUUUGGAAGAGGAGCGUGUUCUAACAGAAUUUAAAGAAUCGGUUGUACAAGUGUGGGGUGGACCAAAUCGGCUGAAUGCUACCACCGGACCUGGAGUCACAAACGUGGAUUAUGCGAAACAACAACCUGGUCGUGUAUUCGAGAUGCCGGAUGGCGCCAACCAGAUGUGGGGUAUAGAGCGCUUCAACAUUGCAGAAGGUAUGUGGGAUGAAAAGGCAGCGUUACCUGCAGACAACGAGCCUGCUCCUACAAAAGCUCAAACUAUUCCUGAAAUGAUUAAGGCUUCGAUUGCGGCGGUUGAUAUGGAUCUACGGUCACAUUUGUUGCAGAAUAUUAUUGUCACGGGAGGUAGCACGUUACUUAACGGAUUUACAGAUCGUUUGAACAGCGAGCUGUCACUUCUAUACCCAGGCGCGAGAAUCAAGUUGCAGGCUGCAGGUCUUACGCAAGAGAGAAAGUUUGGUGCAUGGAUUGGAGGUAGUAUUUUGGGAAGUCUGGGAACAUUCCACCAAAUGUGGAUCUCGAGGAAGGAAUACGAAGAAUUUGGUGCGAGUAUUGUGGAGAAGAGAUGCAAAUAAACAAGCUUGCUAUUUCCAUGUCUACCGCGAAAAAUAAAAGUUAUGCAUGAGAUCUAUGGUGGUAAGGAAUAGAAGGGAAAGGUUGGAAUUGGCCUGGCGUUUGGGGAGUUUAAAUUGCGCGUUGAGAUUAAGAUAUAAUACCUUGGAUUGUAGAAUACCUAGUACGUGCACAAUUAAGUUCAUGGCAAAGCUAUACAUCUUUCUUGUAUAAUCUUUGCUUAACAACUGCGUUUUACCAUCCUCUCCAUCUCACCCAAACAU